UAGUGAGUCUUCAAACGUGCCGCAAAUAGAGCACGCGCGUUCAGCGGCGGUGGUGCAGAGUUACUAGAAAGGAGGGAGAAGAACAGCAGCGGUGACUACAUGUGACGCAUUCUGUGGCAACAGUAUCAGUCUUUUCCUUUCGAUUCGAGAGAACGUAUUGUCUCACCGAACGUGUCGACAUGUUGCGCAUGCUGAAGAGGUUCCAACAUCUGCGACGCUACUCGACCGCGGCACUGCCAGCGCCGGAGACGAACCCGCCGAUCCUAUACACAGGCAUAUUCAUCAAUAAUGAAUGGCACAAAUCCAAGAGCCAGAAGACCUUUCCCACCAUCAAUCCUUCUACGGGUGAGGUAAUUGCUGAGGUGCAAGAAAGUGACAAUGCAGACAUCGAUUUCGCGGUGCAAGCUGCUAAUAAAGCUUUCAAGAGGAAUUCACCAUGGAGAACCAUGGACGCCUCUCAAAGGGGGCUUCUCUUGAACAGAUUGGCAGAUUUGCUCGAACGCGAUCGGAAAUAUCUCGCGUCCUUAGAAACCCUAGACAAUGGCAAACCUUAUUCGAAUUCAUACAACGUAGACGUACCCAUGAGCAUUGGGAUAUUGAGAUAUUACGCAGGAUGGGCUGAUAAAUGGCAUGGGAAGGUUAUUCCAGCUGAUGGAAAGGUCUUUGCGUAUACCAGACAUGAGCCAGUAGGAGUAUGUGGUCAAAUUAUCCCAUGGAACUUCCCUAUGUUGAUGAUGGCAUGGAAACUAGCACCAGCUUUAGCUACAGGAAAUGUUGUCGUUCUGAAACCGGCUGAACAGACUCCGCUAACGGCUCUUUAUAUGGCACAAUUGACCAAGGAAGCUGGCUUCCCUGACGGAGUGGUCAAUGUCGUUCCUGGUUUUGGUAAAGCUGGUGCCGCGUUAGUCGCUCACAACAAUGUCGACAAGAUCGCAUUUACGGGUUCUACCGAGGUUGGCCAAGAAAUAAAAAAAAAUGCUGCUAUUUACAAUUUAAAGAGAACCUCGUUGGAGUUGGGUGGAAAGUCCCCUAACAUUAUUCUUAACGAUGUUGAUAUAAAUCAAGCGGUAGAAAUGGCGCAUUUUGGAUUAUUCUUUAAUAUGGGUCAAUGCUGUUGCGCAGGAUCAAGGACCUUCGUUCAAUCGAACAUUUAUGACGAAUUCGUUGAAAAAAGUGCGCUUCGCGCCAAAUCCAAGACGGUGGGAGAUCCAUUUGACUUGAAAAUAGAACAGGGGCCACAGAUCGACGAGACGCAAUUGAACAAAAUUAUGGGUAUGAUAGAAUCUGGUAAAGAUCAAGGCGCUAGCUUGGUAACAGGUGGCGAACGCGUUGGUGACAGGGGUUAUUUCAUUGCACCAACUGUAUUUGCGAACGUUCAAGACGAUAUGACUAUAGCCAAAGAGGAGAUAUUUGGUCCAGUUCAACAAAUUUUGAAGUUCGACGAUUUGGAGGAAGUUAUUGAUCGUGCUAAUAACACUCAUUACGGAUUAGCUGCUGCAGUUUUUACGAAAAAUCUCGAUAAAGCGAAUUACAUAGUGCAAAAUCUUCGUGCUGGCACUGUAUGGGUCAACACAUAUAAUACAUUAUGUCCUCAAGUACCAUUUGGCGGCUACAAAAUGUCUGGACAUGGCAGAGAAAAUGGAGAAUAUGGUCUUGAAGCAUAUACGGAAGUGAAAAGUGUAAUUACACAACUUGAUGUGAAAAAUUCAUAAAAGUAUCAAGAUCGUUAAAGAAUCGUUUUACAGCAUUUUUUUAUUGGAGAAGACAGAUAUGAUUGUACAGGUGUAAUUUUACAGGUAACAGGUAUAUUUUAUAUAAAUUUAAAAUUUAUAAAUUUUUAAUCUCUGUUAGAUUGCAGUUAAAGCUCUUGUAUUUUCCUUAAAAUCAUUUAUCAGUACAAAAUUCAGCACACAUAAAGUGGUACAAUAAUGACUUUUAUAUAACACAAGCUGUAACACGAUAGUGAGACAUGCCAAAAAAAAACAAAUCGUAUAGCGAA
Solenopsis invicta (red fire ant) is the source of this 1999-nucleotide messenger RNA. RefSeq names its product aldehyde dehydrogenase, mitochondrial (gene Aldh). Gene Ontology annotation, molecular function: aldehyde dehydrogenase (NAD+) activity. The record is from RefSeq and is a predicted model, not a curated record. NCBI's taxonomy places the organism in Eukaryota, Metazoa, Arthropoda, Insecta, Hymenoptera, Formicidae. The transcript has 8 exons. Bases 180 to 1712 code for a protein of 510 amino acids.